ACGAUAGAGAAAGGCAUCCAGUCCCUGAGGGAAUCAGCCAUUAUAGAGAUGAUCUAUCGUAGGCCGGAUUCCAGGAACACAUCCGUAGACCCAGAUGAAGUCGAAUGUACACGACCCAUGUGGCGGAAGCUUACACGGAGUGCGCCAUCAUCAUAUGCCCACACAUUGGCAUCAAUGACCUGGAAUGACGGAGUAUCACCAACAGUGGAUUUCCUGAUUCGUCAACUCCGAGAGUUCGAAGACAAUCUCACCCCUUCCAUCAUUUCAGCUGUGGAAAAACUGUCCCAGGAGUUCAAACAAUUGAGAGACGAUUUAUCCGAUCUAUCCAGCUCUCCACGCGUACCAACCCAUGUCUCAGCUAUCAACAGAAGGCGCCCUACUGCUCGAGAAAGAAAAUAUACGAGGUACACGCCACGGGCCACCCUAUGGUUUUACCUGCGGGAUCAUGGAGAAGACAUGAGAAAGUGGGAUGGAAAACCUACUUCAGCUCUGGAGCAACGGGUGCGUGAACUGAAGAGGAGAACAAUGGUCAAGGAUGAUCCUCCCAGGAAAGCUGCUGCUCCAGUCUCUGGCGAGCAGUUUCCCAGAUGGAGCGAAAGAGCUGAUUUUACUCCAGCUCCUGUGAUAAGGAAUACUAAUCCCUUUCUACAAGACAGAAGUGGAGAAUUUUGUGAUCACUAUUAGAGGGGCCCUGCCUCCAGCCAGGUGGAGGAGAGGGAUAAUCGGGUUUACUGGACUGUGUGGAUCAGAUGGCCUGGCACAUCAGUCCCACAGAAGUAUAAGGCUCUAGUAGAUACCGGUGCACAGUGUACUCUGAUGCCAUCAAGGUAUCAAGGGGUGAAACCCAUUUCUAUUUCUGGAGUGACAGGAGGAUCCCAAGCGUUAACUAUGCUGGAAGCUGAAAUCAGCCUGACUGGGAGGGAGUGGCAAAAGCACCCCAUUGUAACUGGUCCAGGGGCUCCAUGCAUCCUUGGCAUAGACUAUCUCAGGAGAGGGUAUUUCAAAGACCCAAAAGGGUAUAGAUGGGCUUUUGGUAUCGCUGCCUUGGAGACAGAGGAAAUUAAGCAGCUGUCCACCUUACCCGGUCUCUCAGAGGAUCCUUCUGUUGUGGGGUUGCUGAAGGUCGAAGAACAACAAGUGCCAGUUGCGACCACAACAGUGCACCGGUGGCAAUAUCGCACCAACCGAGACGCACCGAUUCCCAUCCAUAAGCUGAUCCGCAGACUGGAGAGCCAAGGAGUGAUCAGCAGGACCCGCUCACCCUUUAAUAGCCCCAUAUGGCCAGUGCAAAAGUCUAAUGGAGAGUGGAGAUUAACAGUAGACUAUCGUGGCCUGAACGAAGUCACACCACCAUGGAGUGCUGCGGUACCGGACAUGUUAGAACUUCAGUAUGAACUGGAGUCAAAGGCAGCCAAGUGGUAUGCCACAAUUGACAUUGCCAAUGCAUUUUUCUCGAUCCCUUUGGCAGCAGAAUGCAGGCCACAGUUUGCUUUCACUCGGAGGGGCGUCCAGUACACUUGGAACCGACUGCCCCAGGGGUGGAAACACAGCCCUACCAUCUGCCAUGGAUUGAUCCAGACUGCACUGGAACAGGGGCAAGCUCCAGAACACCUGCAAUACAUUGAUGACAUCAUCGUGUGGGGUGAUACAGCGGAAGAAGUUUCUGAGAAAGGGAGGAAGAUAAUCCAAAUCCUGCUGAAGGCCGGUUUUGCCAUAAAACGGAAUAAGGUCAAGGGACCUGCACAGGAGAUUCAAUUUUUGGGAAUAAAAUGGCAAGAUGGAUGCCACCAGAUCCCCACAGACGUGAUCAACAAGAUAACAGCAAUGUCUCCACCAACUAACAAGAAGGAAACACAAGCUUUCUUAGGUGCUGUGGGGUUCUGGAGAAUGCACAUCCCAAAUUACAGUCUGAUUGUAAGCCCUCUCUACCACGUGACCCAGAAGAAGAAUGAUUUCAAGUGGGGCCCUGAGCAACAACAAGCCUUUGAACAAAUUAAACGAGAAAUAGUUCAUGCAGUAGCCCUUGGACCAGUUCGGGCCGGGCCAGAUGUGAAAAAUGUGCUCUAUACCGCAGCUGGGGAGAAUGGUCCUACCUGGAGCCUCUGGCAGAAAGCUCCAGGGGAGACUCGAGGUCGACUUUUGGAGUCGGGGAUAUAAAGGAUCCGAGGCCAGCUAUACUCCCACUGAAAAAGAGAUACUGGCAGCCUAUGAAGGGGUUCGAGCUGCCUCAGGAGUGAUCGGAACUGAAGCGCAGCUCCUCCUGGCACCCUGGUUGCCUGUGCUGGGCUGGAUGUUCAAAGGCAGGGUCUCCUCUACACAUCAUGCAACUGAUGCUACCUGGAGUAAGUGGGCCACACUAAUCACACAAAGAGCUUGAAUAGGAAAUCCCAGUCAUCCAGGAAUUCUAGAAGUCAUCAUGGACUGGCCAGAGGGCAAAGAUUUUGGGAUGUCACCAGAAGAGGAGGUGACGCGUGCUGAAGAGGCCCCACCAUAUAAUGAACUGUCAGAGAGUGAAAAGCAAUAUGCCUUGUUUACUGAUGGGUCCUGCCGUAUUGUGGGAAAGCAUUGGAGAUGGAAGGCAGCUGUGUGGAGUCCCCUGAGACAAGUUGCAGAAACUGCUGAGGGAGAGGGUGAAUCGAGUCAGUUUGCAGAGGUGAAAGCCAUCCAGCUGGCCUUGGACGUUGCUGAACGAGAAAAAUGGCCAGUACUUUAUCUCUAUACUGACUCAUGGAUGGUGGCAAAUGCCCUGUGGGGGUGGUUGCAGCAAUGGAAGCAGAGCAACUGGCAAUGCAGAAGUAAACCCAUCUGGGCUGCUGCAUUGUGGCAAGAUAUCGCUGCUCGGGUGCAGAACCUGGUGGUGAAGGUACGUCACGUAGAUGCUCAUGUACCCAAGAGUUGGGCCACUGAGGAGCACCAGAAUAACCAGCAAGUAGAUAAAGCUGCUAAGAUUAAAGUGGCACAGAUGGACUUGGAUUGGCAACAUAAGGGUGAAUUAUUUUUAGCCCCGUGGGCCCAUGACACCUCAGGCCAUCAAGGCAGAGAGGCAACAUAUAGAUGGGCUCGUGAUCGAGGGGUGGACUUAACGAUGGACACUAUUGCCCAGGUUAUUCACGAAUGUGAAACAUGUGCUGCAAUUAAGCAAGCCAAGCGGUUAAAGCCUCUCUGGUAUGGAGGACGAUGGCUGAAGUACAAGUAUGAGGAGGCCUGGCAGAUUGACUAUACCACACUCCCACCAACCCGCCAGGGCAAGCGCUAUGUGCUUACCAUGGUGGAAGCAACCACCGGCUGGCUGGAAACAUAUGCUGUGCUCCAUGCCACUGCCCGGAACACUAUCCUGGGCCUUGAGAAACAAGUCUUGUGGCGACACGGCACCCCAGAGAGAAUUGAGUCAGACAAUGGGACUCAUUUCCGGAACAACCUCAUAGACACUUGGGCCAAAGAGCAUGGCAUUGAGUGGGUAUAUCACAUCCCCUACCAUGCACCAGCCUCUGGGAAAAUUGAACGGUACAAUGGGCUGUUAAAAACUACACUGAGAGCAAUGAGUGGUGGGACUUUCAAACACUGGGAUACACAUUUACCAAAAGCCACCUGGUUGGUCAACAGUAGGGGAUCUGCCAACAGGGCUGGCCCAGCCCAAUCAGAACUUUUACGUACUGUAGAGGAGGAUAAAGUUCCUGUGGUGCACAUAAAGAAUUUGUUGGGGAAGACAGUCUGGGUUAUUCCUGCUUCAGGUAAAGGCAAACCCACUCGUGGGGUUGCUUUUGCUCAGGGACCUGGAUAUACUUGGUGAGUAAUGCGGGAAGAUGGGGAAGUCCGAUGUGUACCUCAAGGGGAUUUGAUUUUGGGGGAAAACAGCCAAUGAACUCAACCGUACGCUGUUGCCUGCUCUAUAACACUUUUAUAGCCCACCAGCUAGAUAUCUUCAGGUCGGCAGCAAUUGACCCUGACUUCCCUCCGAUCAUCACCUCAACAAAGAAUGAAUUUUGAGGAAACCAGACGAGCUCAGCAGUGACCAGACGAGUUUGACGGUAUCAUCAGCAGGCAACAACCCAACACUACAUACCGUCCCUCCUGCCCUGAAAGACUAUUACAAGAGAUGGAGCCUGACAUCAUGGACUGGAUGAGUCCAGCAAUUUAACAGGGAUUGGUCCGUGGACUAGGGAAUGAUAUCUUUCUCUGUGUGUGGCUGUGGGUGUCUAUAUAUGUGUAUAUAUGGGACAGGGGCGAUGGUGUGUUGAGAGAUGUGGGAUCUGAGCAUGACGUGAAUGGUAUGGAAUAAGGGGUGGAUACUGUCCUGGGUUCAGCUAUAGCAGCUCCUUCUUAGUAGCUGGUGCAGUGCUGUGUUUUUUAACUUUCAGCCUGGGAACAACGCUGAUAACACUGAUGUUUUUAGUUGUUGCUAAGUAAUGUUUAUUCCAACCAAGGACUUUCUCAGUCUCAUGCUUUGCCAGGGAGGAGGGGAAGCCGGGAGGAAGCAGAGACAGGACACCUGACCCAAACUAGCCAAAGGGAUAUUCCAUACCACAGCACGUCAUGCCCAGUAUAUAAACCGGGGGGAGUUACCCGGAAGGCCCAGAUCACUGCUCAGGUUGGGCUGGGUAUCGGUCGGCGGGUGGUGAGCAAUUGUAUCCUCUCCCCUUGUUAUUUCACUAAUCAUUAUUAUCAUUGGUGGUAGCAGUAGUGGUUUGUAUUGUACCUUAGUUGUGGGACUGCUCUUAUCUCAACCCGUGGGAGUUACAUUCUUCCGAUUCUCCUCCCCAUCCUUCCGGGAGCGGGGGGAGGAAGGGGGGGAGUGACGAGCGGCUGUGUGGUUCUGAGUUACCAGCUGGGCUCAAACCAUGACAUACAUAGCCUUCAUUUGUCUGCUAUUAUGCCAUUAAGCAAAACUACUAUUUUCAUCAAAAACCUCAGUCAUUUAUUAUUUUGUUAUGGUUUUCCAAAAGAAUGCCAGAAUGUGUCUGGCUGAUGAGAGAAUUAUUGGUUUUUGUGCUCAGGGCAUGCCAGAAGUUUUUUCUCCAACUUGUGCUCAGGUGCGGUGUUAUUCACACAGUUUAAAAGAGUAGCAAUUUUGAACACUGUGGCUUUUACACUUUCUCAGAAUCACAGAAUCCCACUUCUCUGGUGCUUUGAGAGAUGAAGCUGAAAUGGAAAAAGCUGACAAGGAUGCUAUUUAUUUAAUUGUUAAUCUCACUGCUGUUUUGUUUGGAUCACUGAAAGGAUUAUUAAACCACCCAACAAUGACAUGGUCCCUCUGCUGAAAAGCCAUGGAAGCAAUUCUCAGAGGUGUAUGCCCCCCGGAACAGAUUCCAGGAACAAUCCAGAAGAGUUAAACAGAGCAGCUUCUUUCUGUGGGAGUGAAACUCAUUUAUGAACAUUGCACUCUGUUUACUUCUUCAUUUAUGCUUUUGCUUACAAGCCUCAAAUGUAGAAACAGUAGACCAAAAGAAGCCAUGGAAGCACAAGACAAGGACCUGGCACAACCGCUGCACAAUGGAAGCACAUUUGAAUUUCUAUGCAUAGCAUUCAGAGACAAGGAAAAAAAAAAGCUUGCAUAGAAUUUAAUUAAAUUGAGUAAAACUAAUCUCUGCAGUAACUCUCUGAAAUUAAUAAAAUACUUUUUUUUUUUUUUCCUGAGCCAAAGGAACAUUACUUUUGCAUUUCAGUAAAUAAAAAAUUUGUGAUUGGUGCAAUGUAAAUGUCAGAGAUUUUAUGUCAAUAUAAGUUACAGCAUCCAUAUUUAGCCUUCCCGUAAAGCUACUUUGCUAAAGGGACCAAAUAUACCACAUAAAAAAUAACUCGUGUAGUGUUUUUAAUUUACAUUUGUUUAAUUGUUUCUCUUCUUGCCACUGUCAGGAGAAGGUUUGUAGCAGUAUCAUGUA
Molecule: messenger RNA, 5879 nt
Organism: Strigops habroptila (Kakapo)
Lineage: Eukaryota; Metazoa; Chordata; Aves; Psittaciformes; Psittacidae
Exons: 2
Coding region: 2417-3790 (457 amino acids)
Biological process (GO): DNA integration
Molecular function (GO): RNA stem-loop binding; RNA-DNA hybrid ribonuclease activity
Source: RefSeq, a predicted model, not a curated record